Molecule: messenger RNA, 2760 nt
Organism: Scaptodrosophila lebanonensis
Lineage: Eukaryota; Metazoa; Arthropoda; Insecta; Diptera; Drosophilidae
Gene: Nt5b
Product: cytosolic purine 5'-nucleotidase
Exons: 7
Coding region: 655-2520 (621 amino acids)
Molecular function (GO): 5'-nucleotidase activity
Source: RefSeq, a predicted model, not a curated record
AUAGAAGUAUAUACAAAAAAAAAAUAAAUACAAACAAAUUCAUAUUAAGUAGGCGCACACACUAAGCGACUCGCCCAAGAGCCAAAAGCGAAAGAGAAACGCAAAAUACUUGAAAUAAAAGUACACAUAGUCACAGCAGCGGCAACAACAACAAUAAUAACAACAACAACAACAACAAAGACUACGCAAAAACCAACAACUGCGCAGCGCGUCGUUCGUUGCCGAUACGCCGCGCGCAUUAAAAAAUUUUCCAGCAGCGAAAACGCCACGCACUACCAGAUCAUUCCACAACAGCAACAACAACAACAGUAACAACAGCAGCAUCGCUGACGACGCCGAUUUUCGUGACGUGCUUUAAAUCAUCAGCAACAGCAGAAACAGCAGGAACAGCAACAACAACAUCGAAAAGAAGCUCAACAGCAGGAGAGAGGCAACUAGACGGGGACGUUUGCUGAUAAGAUUUCGCACGAGUGAGCGCUCUGAGCGCAAUUUUUAUCAGCAACGCGCCGCUGCGUCUUCGUCGUCAGCAGCGUUAGCAGCAGCAGCAGCAUUGGCAUUGCCCUACAACUGUUUUGGCGCGCAGGUCGUCGUCAUCAUCGUCACUAUUGUGAUCGUAAUUUCUGUGAGCAACUAGCAGCAGACGAUAUCGUGAAAAUGCCAAUGAACAACGGCCAAAAACAACAACUACUACAUCAACAUUCCGCCAGCAAUUCCAAAGGUUCGCGCGAUCGCAAGCAAACCAUUGGCGAAACGGAUAUGGAUCAAUCGGUGCUCAAUGGCGUUAAUGUCGAUAGCAGCAAUGUCACCUAUUUGGGUCACAAGCGUGAGCUGGGACACAGAGUCUUUGUCAACAGAUCGCUGCAUUUGGAAAACAUCAAGUACUAUGGCUUCGACAUGGACUAUACAUUGGCCGAAUACAAUUCGCCGCAGUAUGAGCAACUUGGCUUUAAUUUGGUCAAGGAGCGUUUGGUCUCAAUGGGCUACCCAAAAGAGAUAUUGCAGUUCGAGUAUGAUCCGACAUUUCCCGUGAGAGGUCUCUGGUUUGAUACGCUCUACGGAAACUUGCUGAAGGUCGACGCCUACGGCAAUAUUCUUGUUUGUGUGCAUGGUUUUGAGUUCAUCAAACACCACCAGGUGUACGAACUGUAUCCGAACAAGUUUCUCAAACUGGACGAGUCCCGUGUCUAUGUCUUGAAUACGCUUUUCAAUUUGCCGGAAACCUAUUUGCUGGCCUGUCUAGUGGAUUUCUUUACCAAUAGCAGCGAAUUUGUUCGCGUUGAACGCGGCAUCAAAGCUGGUGAUUUUCUUUUUACCUAUAAGUCGAUUUUCCAGGACGUGCGCCGCGCCGUCGACUGGGUGCAUUCCGAUGGUGACUUGAAGCGCCGCACCACUCAGAACAUGGCUCAUUAUGUGAAGAAGGACAAGCGUCUGCCCACUGUACUAUCGCGUAUACGCGAAUCGGGCGCAAAGCUCUUCAUGCUCACCAAUAGCGACUAUACGUAUACCAAUGAGAUAAUGACAUACCUCUUUGAAUUUCCGCACGGUGCCAAUCCGGAUGAGCCACAUCGCGACUGGAAGACCUAUUUCGAUGUGAUUGUGGUGGAUGCCCGGAAGCCGCUCUUUUUCGACGAGGGUACCGUUCUCCGGCAAGUGGACACCAAAACAGGUGCCCUCAAGAUUGGUACACACAUUGGUCCCUUGCAGCCGGGUCAAGUCUAUUCCGGUGGCUCCUGUGAACUCUUCACCAAAUUCAUAAAUGCCAAGGGCAAGGAUGUGCUCUAUGUGGGGGAUCACAUCUUUGGCGACAUACUCAAGUCGAAGAAAAUACGCGGCUGGCGCACUUUCCUUAUUGUACCCGAACUGGUUCGUGAGCUACACGUGUGGACCGAUGAGUGCCAGCUGUUUGCUGAGCUUCAGAAUCUGGACAUUAAGCUGGGCGAUCUCUAUCGCGAUCUGGACUCUAGUGCCAAGUUCAAGCCGGAUAUCUCACAGCUUCGCAAUUGUAUACGCGAUGUCACACACAAGAUGGACAUGUCCUAUGGCAUGAUGGGGUCACUCUUCCGCUCUGGGUCCCGUCAGACCUUCUUCUCCAGUCAAGUGGUUCGAUAUGCUGAUGUCUAUGCGGCCACACUGCUCAACCUCAUCUACUAUCCGUUUUCCUACAUGUUUCGUGCUCCUUCAAUGCUCCUGCCGCACGAGUCAACGGUGGCACACGAUCAGGCCCAUCAGCCACCCCCACCCCAUCUGCCACCAGCGACAACCGCUACGGUGCGCGGCGCCAUAAGUAGUAGCGAAGAAAUAUUGGCAACGACACUGGCUAAGGAGGCCAAGGAGGCAAAAGAUGGCAAGGAAGGCAAGGACUUGCAUAGAGCGAGCUCCAUUGUCCAUACACGACCUUCUACACCCACCGUGGUGACACACACGCACGAUGAAGACUACUCUGAGGAGGAGGAGGCACCCGCAGGCAAAGAGCAAGUCAAAAAACCGGCGGCCGAAGAGAAACGCGACACCUCGGAUUAAAUCACAAAUCGGAUUUUCUCAUAAAUCAACGAAUUUCAAUAAUGUGUUUUUUUCUUCUUUCUGUUAAACCUCAUGCCGCUACGGCGUUCAAGACUCGUCAACUGAGUGCACUCAUAGAGAUCGGCAUAUAAUUCGAUUUUACCCAUAAAGAUAAACAAACAUAUAUACACAUAUACUAGUUGGUUCCGUAAGCCAUAUAUAUAGCGCGUUUUUUUCUAAUAAAACCAAAAAUGGCGGUAA